Molecule: messenger RNA, 1953 nt
Organism: Wickerhamiella sorbophila
Lineage: Eukaryota; Fungi; Ascomycota; Dipodascomycetes; Dipodascales; Trichomonascaceae
Product: Translation initiation factor eIF-2B subunit epsilon
Exons: 1
Coding region: 1-1953 (650 amino acids)
Biological process (GO): biosynthetic process
Cellular component (GO): eukaryotic translation initiation factor 2B complex
Molecular function (GO): translation initiation factor binding; guanyl-nucleotide exchange factor activity; translation initiation factor activity
Source: RefSeq, a predicted model, not a curated record
AUGCCUCCCAAGAAAAUCGAGGAGCGUGAUCUGCAGGCGGUCGUGCUUUGCGACUCGUAUGAAGAGCGGUUUUAUCCGCUCACAAAGGACAAGCCGCGCUGUCUUCUGCCCCUGGCCAAUACGCCCUUGAUCGAGUACACUUUGGAGUUUCUGGUGUCUGCAAAGGUGACGGAGGUCUAUCUUAUGUGCUGUUCGCACGCCGACCAGGUCACCGAAUACAUCACUCGCUCCAGAUGGGGCUCUCAGAGUCCCCACGUGCCCUUCAAGCUCCAUACCAUCGAGCUCCCGAACACAUUAUCAGUGGGUGAUGCUAUGAGAGACCUUGACUCGCGAGGAAUCAUCAAGUCCGAUUUCUUGUUGAUUUCCGGUGACGUUGUCUGUAAUAUGGAUUUCAAUAAAAUCUGGGACGGCCACGUCAAGCGUAAACAGCAGGACAAAAAUUGCAUCAUGACCAGCGUGCUUCGCCAAGGUGCAGCCACCCACCGCACUCGUCCUCGCCAAACGGGGUUGUAUAUUCUCAAUCAGGAAACAAACCAGGUCGUGGGCUAUGAAUGGGAUAUCAAUGUGCGCAAGGUUUCGCUAGACGCAACCGAGCUCUUGUCUCGCCCGAGCGUUGCCUUCCGUAACGAUCUGAUUGACUGCUACAUCGAUAUCUGCACACCGGAUGUUCCUGCUUUAUUCCAGGAAAAUUUCGACUACGAGCUCUUGCGUAGGGACUUUGUCAACGGUAUUCUCACUUCGGACUUGCUGGGCAAGGCCAUCUAUGCACAUAUUCUCACCGACGACUAUGCGGCCAGAGUUGAGAGUUUCCGCACCUACGAUGCUGUGUCUCGGGACGUUAUUGGCCGCUACGCAUACCCACUGGUUGUGGAUUCUCGAGGGACCUAUGUCUACCGCAAGGGUCACAUUUAUGUGCAGAACAACGUUGUGCUCAGCCAGUCGUCGCACAUUGGUCGCAACACGGUAAUUGGACGCAACACAAAGGUUGGCUCAAACACCGUGAUCACAAACUCGGUAAUUGGCCGCAACUGCACAAUUGGGGACAGCGUUGUUCUUAAAGAUGCAUACAUUUGGGACGAUGUCACCAUUCACGACAAUGUCAAGAUCACGGAAUCUCUGGUAGGCAGCAACGCCAUUGUGGGGGCUGGAGCCGUUCUGAAUCCAGGCGUGAUCGUUGGCUUUGGUCAUGCUGUUGAGGCAAACGCGGAUAUUGCCCAAAACUCGAGGCUUUGCCGCAGCUUCUCCAAGGAGUGCGAGGUUAGCGACGACGAAGACGACGAGAAUAAUCACAAUGAAAUGGGUCUCUUGACCUCCCGCAUGGAUGAUAUUUAUCUUUCAGAUGAUUCGAUCGCGUCCACAAGUCGGGGCGACUCCAACCGGCGCACGAAGAAGACCAAGAGAUCCUUGUCCGCCAUCUCGGCGACCAGCGUCAUGUCCGCUCGCUCUGACGAGGGUGAGGAGGACUUUUUCAACGAGGCGGUGGAGUCAAUUUCGCGCGCUAUUUUGGACAACCACUCUCAGGAUGUGUCUAUCCUUGAGCUCAACACAUUAAGAAUGACGAUGAAUGCGUCGUACGACAAGGUCCAAGCUGCGGUUAUUCACGCGCUAGUGCGCCACAUCAGCCAUCUUGUCACCCACACAGAUCCCAAAACGGCAACGGUGGGUGUCUUCCGGCAAUUCACCCCACUGCUCAAGCGGGUCACCUUCGACCUCGACGACGAAGUCAUGGUGGCCCAUUGUAUCGAGAGCGAGUGCGUUGGGCGUAACCACGGAGAGAGUAUUCUUAUUUACGCUAUGAUGACACUUUACGAUACCGACGUUAUCAGCGAGGAGGCUGUCUACAAAUGGUGGGACGGCGAAGCAGUGUCCACAGAGGUGCGCAAGCUGGUGGCCCAGUGGGUGGACUGGCUCCGUAACGCAGAGUCGGAGUCGGACGAGGAGGAGUCUGAUUAG